AGCCUGGGAUGUAACGUUAAGUUGUGUUCUUUCCAUCUUGCACAUCAUUGCCACUAAUAAAGCUGCUGGUGGAACUUAAUCAAGAAUUCUGUUGAUUCAGGAGCCAGUAAAGAAAUUCCCUGAACUAUGUUGCUUCUGCAAGGAGCAUUUGAGGUCAUCUGCCAAGCUAUCAGUGGAGAUGGAGUAAAGCACCUUUAAGCCUUUGCUAACACAGUGCUCAGCUGUGACUCAGAGGUUCUCAGAACUAGAGUUUUCUGGAGAGGUAUUCGAGAAAAAAAAAGCUCAGAAGAACAAAUAUUCCCACUUAUCAGCCUCACAAAGACUUGGAACUUUUUCCUCUCUUUAAGAUAACUUUUUAAGGAAGUCCGAGUAAGGUUCUAAUUGUGUCAGAAAGUGGCUGAACUCAGUUGACUCCAAAUCUGGGGGUUGUUACUGUGGUGUGAAUUCAUCUUUCUACCCUCCAUUCUCACUUGGCUGUACUUUCUAUGCUGCAUCUCUAAAACAACACAGCUUGAGAUUUUUCCCUUUCUAUUUUUAGGCGCCACCAAGGAAUCGAUUAUUUAUGAGGACUGUUCCUUAACUGUCGUGUGUGGUUGUGUUAGUCCACGCUGUGGUUCAACGUUCACUGUCCACCAUGCCAACCCUACCUGAAGACAAUGAUCAACCAAAGGUGGCACAACACAACAGUUCUCCACCUGCCAAGGACACUACUGUUGAAGGAACAACAUGCAGUAGACCUUCAAUUGUUCUUCCAGAGAAUGCAGUUAUGCCUGAUGUAGAAAUUGAUAAAAAUCUGGUUAACAGACCUCGUAGUCCUCAUAGAAGACAUUCUAACCGUGCCACUAGGAAUUCAACAAGUUCAUUGACUUCUGUUGACAACAGUGGUCACGUGAUUGAUUUGGUAAAUGAUCAGCUGCCAGAUGUCAAAAUAUCAGAGGAAGACAAAAAGAAGAACCUUGAAUUACUAGAAGAAGCAAAGAAAGUGAGUGAGAGGUUUCUAAUGCGCAGAGGCAGAAAAUCAAGAAGUAGCAUCCCUGAAUCACCCACAGCAGUUUCCCCUACACUUAGUCCGAAAGUUUCACCAGUAGCAUCUCGGAGCAACUCUCUCACUCUUCCUGUUCCAUCAGGAUCUGAUGCAUGCAAAACCACUAGCGUCGAGUCAGCAUCACCAGGGCUGAGUAACAGAACUGUGAAAGAAGAUGAGAGGCAAACUGCAGAGAAUGCUGCUAAAGGAUUAACGGAUCGCAGGCCAAAUGAUCAAAGGAAGAUUUCUCAGGGAAGGUUGGUUCCACGUUCUGCUGGUUUUGAAAACUCCAAAGAAAAACUGUCAGAACAAAAAGAAAACUUUGAUCCGCGUAAGCAUAUAGAUACUUUGCCCAAAUGCUCCCCUUCAGGCAAUGAUGGUGGCAGAAUAUCUCUUAACACUUGCAUGAAUAUUUGUGAAAAUGAACUUGCAAAAUCAUUCCUCAAGAAAGCAAAAGAAAAUGAUGCUCCUUUAAGAACCUAUUUACCAGGAAUAGGAAAUACAGACCCAAAACUAAAAAUUCCUGCUCCAGAAAUGAGGGACCAUAAAGUUUCUUGUAAACCAGAAUUUAAACUAAGUGGGCUGCGUCCUCCUCUACUACGAGCUGUAUCGUGGGAUAGCUUGGAGCCUGGGCAAAAAGAUAAAACACCUUUAAAACCACCAUCUGAGGAAGAGAAAAGUUUUGGUGGUAAUAAAUCCAGCAAUCAAUUUAAAGCAUUCAAAGACCUCCAAAUCCAAGUUCAGCCUGUUCGAAUGCAGAAAUUGACAAAGCUCAGAGAGGAGCAUAUUUUGCUGAGAAAUCAAAAUUUAGUUGGACUUAAACUUCCUGAACUUAGUGAAGCAGCUGAACAGGAAAAAGGCCCUUCACCUCUCCCCUCUCCCACUGAAGAGGAAGAGACAAAGAAUAGCUCUGAUGUCAUGCCCAGCAUUCCUGAUGUAUUGCUGCGAAAACUACGUGUGCACAAAUCUCUUCCAGGAAGCUCCCCUCCGCUUACUGAAAAAGAAGUUGAGAAUGUAUUUGUACAGCUUUCCUUGGCCUUUAGAAAUGAUAGUUAUACCUUGGAAUCUAGAAUUAAUCAAGCAGAGAGAGAGAGAAAUCUUACUGAAGAGAAUGUUGAGAAGGAACUGGAAAACUUUAAGGCAGCCAUUACGUCUUCAGCUCAUUUAUGGCAUCACUAUGAACACAGAGAAGCUUACCAGAAGCUAUUGGAGGAUAUUGCUGUUCUACGGCGUUUAGCUGCUAGGCUAUCUAGUCGUGCUGAAAUGGUUGGAGCUGUUCGCCAGGAGAAGCGUAUGUCAAAGGCAACGGAGGUAAUGAUGCAGUAUGUGGAAAAUCUAAAGAGAACAUAUGAAAAGGAUCAUGCUGAGCUAAUGGAGUUUAAGAAACUUGCCAAUCAGAAUUCUAGCAGAAGCUAUGGUGCAUCUGAAGAUGGAGUACCUCGUUCAUCUAGAUCCAUGUCUCUUACUGUUGGAAAGAAUAUGCCUCGGAGGCGAGUCAGUGUUGCAGUUGUUCCUAAAUUUAACUCCUUGAACAUUCCUGGUCAGUCACCAACAGCUUCACCUAUACCUUCAAUGCCAUCCCUAUCUGAAUCACCGAGCAAUGGAAGGAGCAAUCUAGCAUCUACUCCUGUUCUGCCAGCACUUCUAGAGAAUGGAAAGACUAAUGGAGAGCCUGACUGUGAAACCUCAACUUCUGCACUAACACAGAGUGGGUUGGAUGAGAUCAAUCCUGAAACUAAAGCCAAGAUAGAAGAGGAAGCAUAUAACAAAGGCUAUCAGGAAGGCUUGAAGAAAACCAAAGAACUUCAGGAGCUGAAGGAAGAAGAUGAAGAGACACCAAAAGAAAGUCAUGAUGAGCACGAAGAAAGUGAAAAUGAUGAUGAGAUAAAAAAACUGAAAAGCAGCAGACUUGAAGUCAUCAUUAAUUAUUUAUAUAUUCUGUACCCCAAACUGUGUAAACACUGGAAUGUGGUAUGGCUGGUAGUGGCUGCGAUAAUCAUUUUUGCUGUGGUGUUGGGAAUCUACCAUUCAUACAACUCCUGUGACGAAAUAUCAGAGGGAGCUGAAGGCAAAGCCAGCUGUUCUGCUGUUCAUCAAUAUUCAUGGUGGAACUCAGGAUUCCAACAUGAGCAACGCACUGAAUAAUAAAUGAACAACAUGUAUUUAUGAUACAGGAGAAAGCACAGUAUUAGAACACAGUUGGUAAAGGUAGUGCUUAGUCAUCUUUAUGCUUGGUGUAUGUCAUCUGUUGCACAAGUGAGUUAUUCCACCCCAAAGUUUGAGGAUACGUUAUGAACGUUGCUUGCCAAAAUGAUAAUUUGGUAAAGAAUUAUGUUUGUCUUCUUACUGUAAAUGACUGAUGUGAUUAAAGUAAUAUGUAAUCAUGAUAAGGUUGUGGCAGUAAUCAGCAACCAGCAAGAAAAACUUACACAAGAUGUUGACAACUCUCUUAUGGUUUUGAAGAAAAAUCAUUAAAACUAUAUUUGCAGUUAGUGCUUUACUUUGCAAUUCCUGAAUUUGUGUUUUGGUCAGGUUUUGUUGUUGUUCAAGUAUUAAUGGCAUUUAAUUCCUUUGGGCUUUAAAAGUCUAAUGUUUUUAUUCAUUAUAAUUGGGUAGAAAUAGAAAGCCUUCUAUGUCAUGUUAAAAUGAUCAGACCACAUGCCUUGCUGAUACAGUAAUUUCAUAAGCGGAAUUAUCUGUAUGGUUAUUUAAAUGGAAUACUAAGUACCUAUUAUGACACACUUUAAGAAUGGGACCACCUCUUUUUUUGAGUAGGAUAUACAACAAAACCUAAAAUGAAGUCUAGGUAGUACAGUUGAUAUUGUCCAAUAGAUCUUGGAACUUCUGAGGUAUCACAGACAUGCUUUGUAACAAAUUUUGCUACUUAUCUGAACAAUUGUGUGGCUUAUGCCACUCAGUCACUAAACAUUACAGCAAAAAGUAAUUGUUUAGACAAUUAGAUGUGUUGCUGAAGUCCAAUAUACAUCAGUCUUGGAUAUGGAACACAUGUCCAAUCCCUCAAAAAAGAAAAAAAAAAAUCUUCAAACCUGUCUGUAAUCACAGAU
Molecule: messenger RNA, 4089 nt
Organism: Oxyura jamaicensis (ruddy duck)
Lineage: Eukaryota; Metazoa; Chordata; Aves; Anseriformes; Anatidae
Gene: IRAG1
Product: inositol 1,4,5-triphosphate receptor associated 1
Exons: 24
Coding region: 635-3169 (844 amino acids)
Source: RefSeq, a predicted model, not a curated record